AUGCCUGUUGAUCCAGAAAAGUUAGCAAAGUUGCAAAAGGCUACAGCAAAGAAAGUUGGUGGAUCAAGAGUCAAGACUAAAAAAGGUUCUAAGAGUGAACAGGAUGAUGUCAAAUUGAUGGAAACUUUAGGAAAAUUGAAGGCUACGAAGAUCGAUGGCAUUGAGGAAGCGAACUUCUUCAGAGAGGAUGGCAAGGUCUUGCAUUUCAAUAGGGUUGGUGUUCAAGGAGCAGCAGCCAACAACACUUUUGCUUUUACUGGUUACCCACAAGAGAAAGAUGUUACUCAAUUGAUUCCUCAAAUUUUACCUCAGCUUGGAGCUGAAAACUUAGAAAUCUUGAGGAAGUUAGCUGAACAGAUCCAAGCUGGUAAAAAUCCAGGUGAAUUGAAAGGUGAUGCCCCCGGUGAUGAGAAUAUUCCUGAUUUAGUUGAAGGGCAAAAGUUCGAUGACGUAGAAUAA
This is a messenger RNA of Priceomyces carsonii, 459 nucleotides long. It is a transcript of the gene EGD1, whose product is annotated as Egd1p. Gene Ontology annotation, cellular component: nascent polypeptide-associated complex; cytosol. The coding region runs from base 1 to 459 and encodes 152 amino acids. The record is from RefSeq and is a predicted model, not a curated record. The transcript has a single exon. Lineage: Eukaryota; Fungi; Ascomycota; Pichiomycetes; Serinales; Debaryomycetaceae.